UGAACAAGUGUCAUUGGACAGAAUUCAGUCCCUGAUUACACGGUCGUAUAGUUGACUGAUCCAGAAAUCGGUAAGACAAGUUAAAACUCACAACGAAUUCAAACAGAAACUCGAUGGAAAAUACAACCAUCACACUGCAUGUGGAAUCCGUCACAGCCAAUGAUGACGUUGUUCAAGCAACUGCUAUUGUCCUGUCCAAAUCACAGGCUGUUCGAUCCACUGAGAUCACCACUUCUACCCAAGAUGCCGUCAUACAGUCUAACCUGGUCACAGCUAGCAGCGACGAUAAUGGACUGACUGCCUCCGUAACGUCAAACAAGAACGUUGUUUCUUCAACUGAUCAAACCUUCAACGAUAAUACUCCAGCUACCGUAUCGGUUAAUGUUAACAGCGGCUCAUCACAGAAACCAGACACACUCUUGUUCAUGGUUGUAAAUACCAACAACAGCAAGUGCGUUUCCGUUUUGAUUCCCUUUGCGGAGUCUAGAGACAUCCAGAUACAUGGGGAGGUAUCCUCUAUGACGGUUUAUGCCUUUGGUUUGCAGAGACAACCAAAUCAUGCAUUGGAAUGGUACACAGUUCUAGCACACAGCCAUCUUAGCAUUGCGAGCAGCACUUCGUUUCAGCAGAUAACAGAUGUACCAGGAAAUGAUGUACUGGUUGUUCAAAUGCCAGAUCUCAAUUCUACCGAUAUCCGGAAUAACCUCCCAUUUUCUGCAAAGAAAUCUAUGCCAGCCAAAGUCAUUCAAGACAAAUGGACGGACGCCAAGUACACAGUAACUGGUCUACAUAAAGCAAACGGAAUGACUUUCAUACGGCAGGUGUUAGACGGUAGUCUAUCGAUACUCGUACACAGUGUCACCAGUGUUCCCCUUCCGUUCCCACUACUACCAGCCAGAGACUACGAGUUGCAUCGCAUGGAAAUCACACAACAAUCCGGCAAUGUGUUCAAUAGUAAUUUACCAACAGAAAGGUUUUCUUUUAGAACAAAAAUGUCACAACGGGAUGUGGUUGAACUCUACAGAAAAGCUGUUUAUUAUAUUAAUGGCAACUGUCCAAGAUUUGGGCUACUGACUUAUUUGUAUCGUAAUAAGUCUCCACAGUAUUUUGAUGACAUAUCCAGAUAUAUGAAAGGAUGGAUGAACGCCUACCCCAAGAACGAUGGUGGCGACCCUGCUUCAGUUCUAAAUGGAAGGAUCAACGGCCUCUUUUUCAGCGCCGUACUACAUGAAAGGACAGGACUUCUUCCUCCAUCCUCACCGUUUGGAUCAGCCCGACUCUUCAUUCCAACCUUAUUGGUUUUCAACGACAAAAUGAAUUUGUAUUUUGCAGAUUUUUAUUGUCACUCUGCACAUGGGCGACACAAAGUCACGCUUGUUCUUACUGUGAAGGGGAGCGAAGAGGACACUUUUUGCCAAAACCGACUUGUGUACUUAGACCCAUACAAGAACCCAUUCUUCUUCAGGGAGGUCCAUCCGUCUGGUAACGGACUGGUUCGUCCAGUCGUAACAGUCCAUGUAAUUGUUGAGAUAUUUUUGACAAUGGAUCUAAAUAUAGUGGACCUUCAGAAUCUGUAUCCAUCUAAUGUAUUUUUCACAUCCACCGAGGCGACUACAUCUGGUACAAGCAUGGUAAAAGGUUUACCGAAGUGUCCUACCUGUACUGUCUGUAUUCUGCCUCGUUUCUGCUCCUGAACCAGCCGUAUCGGUGUUACCAUUGAUGAUGAUUAAUGUUGAAGAUUGAUAAAUCUGGCUUUGUUCCAAAAGCAUGUGCAGUAACAGUUCAUGAUAUAAUAGGAAGCACAAACGGUCAUUCAUCCGUGAUGAUAUUACAGAAUCGUAAAUUUUAAUAAUGCGACCAAAUGAAAUAUGAUGUUAAAAUUGCUCUUCCUACAUGUACCUUUCCUUAAUUAGUAUUCAUAUGUAUUGGCCGUAGUUUAAACUCAUAAUACUUUUAGUUUACACGUUUCUAAAAUAUGCGGAAUGCUUCGGUUUAUACAGACUUCACUACUUUACUUAUUAAUAAGAAAAUCGUUCAAAACCUAAUCGACUUUAAUGUAUUUGUAUUAGCUAAACUUCAGUAAUAGUUAUGAAUCAGCUGGCUAUCAAUGAAACCAUCAGUACAAGUGCCCAUUAUAUAGGCCUCAUUUCCACUGAAUCCACGGUCCAUACAUGUGUAUUAUAUUCAAGUAUUUUGUACAUAAACUGCCUGAUAUCUGCUAAAAGUAUUAUUGCAUAUGUUUAGGGUUUGCCAUCAAAAUACUUGAUGUAUUAGCUUGGUACCUGUAAUAAUCUAUUCACAAAAAAGACGGGUUUUUUCUAUGUAAAUAACUGUAUUACUUCAUGCGUAUGUUUGUAUGUAUGUAUGUAUGUAUUGUAUGUAUGUAUGUAUAUAUGUAUGUAUGUAUAUGUUUAUUACAGAUGCGUUUAUGCGGUCAGGUAUCCUUACAGUCAAAUACAUGCCGCAAGGUAGUAUCAUAUUCACAACCUUAUACUUACACGCAGGGUUUGUAAAUAACUUUUUAAUGCCACGUUUAAUUUUGGGCAUGAAUUGCUGUCUAUUGAACAUGAAGAACGAUAGUAUAUUAUCUCUACCUAUUAUAAAUUGUUCCUAAUAACAUUAUUGCACUCUUAAUUUUUGGUGUCUUAUUGUCAUAUGAGCUAGUUAAUAAAAUGUAUCAUUAUAAUUAAUUACAGAAAAUGUAUAAUUUAAUGAUCUGUACCUUCACACUUAAUUCGUAAUAUUAGUAAUCUGUACCAUCCGAUCAAAUGCGUAAAUUGGAAGGAUACCGGCUGAUCCGUGUCACUGACCCCUGAGUUCGUGAAAAUGCAUGGGAUGUUAUGUAGAAUGGUUGUACUCUCAACAGGUAACGUGAGGUCUAUCGCGUAAUCAGCAUACGGUAUGCGGUCAGUGAGGCGGGUCACUCGAUAUUUAUAUAACUGUUUUUUCUUACAUUUCAUUUUUGUAUCACAGUCAUUUUUUAUAUGGAUCAUAAAGGUUAAUGUAAAUAAUGUUUAUGUUAAUCAUCUAUUUUUAUAUUGUUUUUUGUUCUCAUUUGUCAAUGUGUUUACAUCGCCAAGGCAAAUUGUGUUUUUAGAAUAUAAACAGUUAUACAUGUCAAUCUUGUUUACAAAACUUAAAUAUUGUUAUAUCCCGUGUAUUUUCCUUAAAACCUAUCUGUGUCAUUCUCUGCUCUUACUCUACCAGGAUGUUUUUUCUACAUAUGCGUUUCCUUUUUGACAAUGGAUAAAACAACAAACUAUCUUGGUGCUGUAACGGCAGGGAAUGACUCACUGACUCACUACUUUAUAAAUGUUUAUGUAUCGUUAGUGUCUCUCUGAAUUUGCACUACAUUUUUAUUUUAUUAUAUAUAUUAUCCAUAUGCGGUGAUAUUCACCCGAACCCCGGUCCAACCAACUCCCACAUCCACCUAGAUUUUAUUUCUAUUUGUCAUAUCAAUAUUUGUUCGUUAAGGAACAAAACUCAUAUUCUUGAUGCUGAGUUCUCCGAAUACGAUAUACUGUGCGUCUCUGAAACUCAUCUUGAUUCUUUGGAAAACUUUGGUAAUAUUUUUAGAAAGGAUAGAGAUAAUUAUGGUGGCGGAGUUCUGAUUUAUACUAAACAUAAUAUUAAUAUUAAACGUAGACCUGACCUUGAGACAGAUGAUCUUGAAUUAAUAUGGACUGAAGUAACUACCCAUAAUAAACCUAUUCUUCUUGGCUGUAUAUAUAGACCCCCUAACUCUCUCCUUGGCUACUGGGACAGGCUAGAUAUUAACCUAAACAAUAUUAUUUAUCUGCAAAGGGAAGUGGUCCUGGUAGGGGAUAUAAAUCAAGACAUGAUUCAUCUAAAUCCAAACUCACAUCUACAUAGAAUUUUGUUGAAAUAUGGGUUAGAAAACACUGUUACUGAACCUACC
Mizuhopecten yessoensis (Yesso scallop) is the source of this 3919-nucleotide messenger RNA. RefSeq lists its product as uncharacterized. NCBI's taxonomy places the organism in Eukaryota, Metazoa, Mollusca, Bivalvia, Pectinida, Pectinidae. The record is from RefSeq and is a predicted model, not a curated record. The coding region runs from base 114 to 1694 and encodes 526 amino acids. The transcript is spliced from 5 exons.